AUGGAUAGUUCCACCAGUAGAACAACAACACCUGUAACGCCGGAUACAUGUACGGCCAGCACAAGCUCCUCGAGCACCUCAUCAGCUCCGCAAUACAGUGAUGAUAUACGACGACCAUUACACAACUUAGAUCUCUUGCCACGCCAGGGUAGUGGUUCCUCGACCAAAAUAUGUGAAGUGGAUUUGGGUGAUGAGGAACGCGACACAUUUUCACCGGUGAGCAGUAACAACAACAGUCCCGAAAUGGAGGAAAUUGCAUCAAAUCAAAUGGCUGCCUCCAGUACCUCAACAAAUAUUUCGAAUGGUGGAGGCACAGCCUCGCAUCAUUCGUCGUCCUCGUCAACAGCCAAAGAUUAUAAACAAGCAUUUGGUGAUUUGGUGGUGACACCAUUAAAACUGAAACUCAACAAUACCCUGCAGACGGUGGGAGUAACGUCAGCAGCAUCAUCUUCGCCCAUGUUACCACCUGCCUCCUCCAAGGAAGAAAAACAACGACAAAAUGAGGAAAUUGUCAUAUUGGAAACCUCAUCGAUAUCCUCAGAGACUGGUUCCUGGGAAUCGGUAUUUCCAACAGCAGCAGCGGCAGGAAAAAAUAUUUCCUCCUCCACAGACAUUGUGCCACAAGCCGAUGUGGAUUUAACCAACUAUUGUGUGGGAUUUUUGGAAAAGAAUUUACCCAAUCCUAAAUUAAAACUUUUUACCAAAGGCAAGGAAGACAUUACCACGGUCCCCGCCUCAUCCUGUUCCUCCUCGUCCAGUAUCUUAAAAAAUAAAGAUUUAGAUUUAGAACCCGUGGUCCGAGAGAGGACCUACUCGGCCGGCCAUAAUCCUCUAACGGCCGACACCUCUUCUCUCUUCAAAGGCAUCAGCUCCUCAUCGCUGCAAAGAGAUUUGCUUAGCAAAACCGCAGAUAACCCCAUGAGUUCGUCACAGACCAGCGCAUGUUUCAUAGAUGCUUCAUCGCUGUGCGAUGAGGAUGAGGUACCUCCCUAUCCAAAUAAAAACAAACAAGUCAUCAAUAUCACCGCCUCAAAUAAUGAACUGCAUGUUAAUGAACCCGAAGAAGAAGUGGAGGAAGAAGAUGUCGCCGCCCCCCUUGCUGUGGAAGAUGAAUCACCCACCAAAAAAUUAGAAACAUUCCAUAAAUCAUUUGCCCGGUGCAAAGUAAAAUCCAAAGAUGAUGCCAGCCUAAGUCCAUCGGCCGUUUCCGCAAAUCUCACCAUUACCAGUAGGCCGAGAUCUUCGAAUUCCUCUUGCAGUUCUGAGGAGAAUAAUGAUAAACAAAAUGAUACAACAACCAUUAGUAAUUUAUCGGAUGAGGAAAAGCUAUGGAAAAGGGAUCACAAGGCCACACCAGGCGGAGAUCAUCAUAAUGAUGACGAGGAAGAAGAUUUGAAAAUUUCCGAUGCCAAUGUAUCAUCGACGACAACAACAACAGCAACAACACUGCCUCAAGAUGGAGAUUCCUCGGAUUCAUCGGAUUUGUUUCGCAUCAAGCGGGAAAAUGAAAGGAAAUAUUAUUCGGAACGAUCGGCGGGGGGUUUUCCACCAUUGGCAAAUAAGUUACUUAACCAGCACCAACACCAUCCAUCUACCCAUCAGCAGCAGCAACAACUACAACAUCAUGGAGGCGGUGGUCAUCAACACUCUACCAAUCACAGUGAUAUUAGUUAUACCACAGAUUAUUCUUCAUCUAGUCCAGCACCAAGUCUACAAUGGUCCGAGCAUGAACAUCGCUCCUCCACGGCGGGUCACCACCACCAACACAAUCAAGCCAAGCUCAGCAUAGAGGAUUAUGAUCACCUUGCUGCUAUUAAAAAUAAAUGCCUGCUACCGGAUACACCACACAAUUCCAUUGUUCACAUUGAGCCGAAUUGUUCAUCGAACACCUCUUCGAUACAUCGUGACUAUACCCUGUCCUCAUCGUCGUUUUCUCAUCAUCGUGACUCCGGGGCAUAUUGUAGUGAUGCCACCGACUCACCCAUACCCAUGCCACGUACACCAAAACGCUCAAAAUUCGAUGAAGCCAAUCCCAUUAUAUCGGGUGGCUCCCUGAUUUCCGAUUACCCUGAAAAACUCUGUGAAAGUCCUUCGCUGAAGAGGAAAACCGAAAAUUGUCCCAUUGUUUCGGGAGGAUUUACAUCAUUGGAUUUUGAACCCACCCAACCGUUGGGCGACGAUGAUGACGAAGUAAUGGAGGUGGGCUUGAGAAACAAAACGAAAUCAUCACGUAAACCCAUGGCUUCAUGGGUGGUGGAUAUGUCCGAUUGCCAAACAACGACUGGUGGUGGAGAACGACGAAAAAGUACCAGCUCUUCAUCUAGUUUGGAAGCCUCCAAUUCCAAAUUUAGAGAACGUUCCGACUCGACUAGCUCACACAAAAGUGGUUGCGGUUUUUAUGUCUCCCUCGAUGAUAUGGAAAAGAAGCCCAAAGAGAAAAGAUCAACCGCAAUUGAGUCACCCAUGAGCAAGUCAUUCAAUGCCGGAUCGUCAGCACUUUCCUCAACGCGAUUCUUUGUCAAUCUUUCAACAAGUGAAUAUAAACCUCGGGGCAAUGGCAAUGGUGCAGGGACGGCAGAAACCAAACCACAAAAUAAUCUGCUCGAACAACAACAAGCCGACAGUUCUGCCAGCAGCUCACAGAAAAAUAUAUUCAGUAUGUUUAUAGACAUUAGUAAUGGCGAUAAGAAACCGCUGAAACCCUUGCGCAAAGAGCCAUUCAGUCUGGCCCAACGUCUAAGCACAUCGCUAACUACGACAACGGCACAACAAAAGAAAGCGGAUGAAACGGCGACGACAACAACAAUGGCAACAGCUACACUAAAAUCGAUAGCCAGUUCUACAGAGACCCUAAUGUCGAAAUCAAAUCAAAAUAAAAUUUCCAAUGAUGGAGGCAAUGCCAUCGAAGGAGGCGGAGGAGAAACCAAAUCAUUGGAUUAUAAAUGCAACUUUGAGCCACCGAUAACCGUGGCGGCCAUACGCCGACUAUCCAUGCAGCAAAAGGCUCAACAUGAGGCCAAUAAACGGCACUCGUGGGGUAGUAAUGCUGGUGUGACAGGCCCCUCUGGAAUCGACUAUAAACGUUCCAUUAGUCUUACCAACAAUGGAGAGGGUAAAGAUGGCAAUUCUUCCUCUAGCGGCAAGGGUGGCCUAAUGAGCAUCAUCGAUAAAAUUCCGAUUAUAUCGAAAACAUCUUCAUUAUCCAUUGAUAGUUCGAUAUCACCUUAUGAUGACUACACUGGAUCGAAAUCUGAGCUAAGUACCAGUUCAGGUGGAGAACGUGAAGAGGACGCCAGUGGUGGUGAUCAGAAUAUACGCAUUAAGAAACGGCGACGUGAUGUGCAAAUCAAUGAGACAUUUGAUAAAUCCAGUUUGGCCUCCAUUACCGAUGGUAUUCUAUCCAAAGAUCUCUCACCACUCUCGACGACAGAUACAGAUGAUUUAACCUUUCAACAGGAUGAAGAACAAGCUGCCCGUGAAGCAGAAGAAGCAAUGGCCCACUUGCAGCAAAGUAAUACCUCCGCUUUGUCAAUUGGCUCCACAUCAUCCCUAUCCUCUAAUCGUAUUUCCAAUAUAGUUAUGGAAACAAUUGUUGAGGCCAAGGAGACCUCCUCACCCAAAAAAGUGGCACAAAAUAUUGGCUUGGAUUCGCUGCAGGCAACAAUUGAAAAACAAAAAAUGCUCUUGGAAACCGUCAACGAGCAUGCCGAGACCUCUACAGGGGGAGGAACUGGUGGCGGUAGUACAUUUGUUAAACUAUCCGACAUGGACAAGCCAUUGAAUUUGAAUUUAAAAUCCCCGGAGCGCAUGACAUCCAGUGUGGGUGGUGGCACCCACAAUCAUCGGCAAAUAAGUCGUCUACAUCGUGAUGAUAAUCAUCGUGCGGGUAGGCCACAUUCCUGGACCAUGUCACGAUCCACAGGAAAUACCUUUCAAAAUUUCACCAGUUCCGUGGAGAAUCUACGAAGUCUUUCAAGACUUUUCCCCAACUUCUCCAAGGAAAUAUCCAAUUCCCUGCCCAAUGAUAUGAGUUUGGACAACAUGGACUACAUACAAACCGAUUUGAGCAAUGAUUCCAGUUUGGCCUCCAGCAUAAGUCGUUCUGGUAUGGAUGAAUCUUCAAUGUCUUGUCGCCAGCCACGGAGAUUGGGUGAGGAUUUGCUCAAAAUGUUCUUACAAGAAAUUGCCACCGAUAUGAUUGUGGAGGUACAUGGUAGGCGAAUCAAAGCCCACAAGUGUAUCCUGCGUUCACGAUGUCAAUAUUUUGCUGCCAUGUUGGCGGGCAAUCAGUCGACCAGUGUUGUAUCCCUGCAAGGUUAUUCCUAUUCAGCUGUACACUUUGCAUUGUGUCACAUCUAUUCGGGAGCGUCGCAUCCACCCGAUGGUAUAAGUCUUAUGGAAUUGGCAGCCUUGGCAGACCUGUUAGGAUUGGAGGGUCUGAAGGAAGUCACAGCUCAUGCUUUGAAAACAAAUUAUUGUCAUAAUUUCCAUAAACCCUGUUCGGGUUGUAUUGAUGGUAUACUACAGGUUCUGCCGGUUGCCUUAAAUCAUGCUCUCGAUGAUCUCUAUCGUAAAUGUCUGAGGUGGACAUGUCGUCAUUACUUGAAGGUCUGGCCCACUCGGCAAUUUGCCCAAUUACCGUCGGAUAUUUUGGCGCGGUGUCGUCAACAAAUUGUGGCAUAUUUGACCUCUGAAUCAGUUUUGGAUACCGUCUUGGAUUGUGAUAACCUGUUGGACCAAUUGGCAACCUAUCGCUGGGGUGGUGUCUGUGAAAAUUUAGUUCGCAAUAUUCUAGAUGCCGCCUAUGGUUAUAUUGCCGAUCAUUUCGCUAGUUUAAUAGCCAGCGAUUCAUUCCUGUCAUUGGGACACGAUCGCAGUUGCCAUAUACCACGUCUUGAAGGUGUACUAUUGCGUACCGCCUCCAAUUUAACACCCGAUCAAGCUUGUCGUAGUUAUCAGAGGAUAACACGUCUCAAUACUGUGCUACAAGCCAAAGUUAUACAAAUGCCUCCCGGCUUGGGAGAAUUGGCCAAAGAACUACAGGGUCUUCAGGAAGAAGAUCUCGACUGGGAUACGGAAUACAUACGUUUGGUAAGUUCCAUACUAUCCGCCGUGGAACAAUGUCUGAUAAGGCAGUGUUCACGAGCUAUGCGUGUUACCGCUUGGCAACGUAUGGAUUUGGAUUUACGCAAGAAAAUCCAAACAUUGGCACGUCUAACGGAGCCAUUGGAUCUCAAACGUGGUAAACCGGUUUCGAAGGCCUUCUCCUUUGGUGGCAGUACACGAAGUCAAGAUUUGCAACAGGUUAAGGCUGCCAUACAGGCCCAUUCUAAACGGGCCUUGGCCCAGGAUACACAAUUGUACAAGGCGACACAGACAACACACGAUGCUGUGCAAACAACGGAACGGGGUGUUCAAGCGAAUCAUGAUUUGAGAGAGGGAACAAGCCGUGUUUUGAAAUCCAAUUCACGUGCUCAUGUUCCUCAAGCAUUAAAGGGCAUCUCUCAAAGUAGUAUGACCUCCGAACGUAACAGUGUCAACACAGCCUUACAUCAUCGUCGUACCAAAUCUGAGGCACCAACUGCAUCGACGGCAACAACCCUAGCAGCCCAUAAAUCCAAUGAACCAAAGAAAUCGGUAAUGGAAACCAAAGCAAACGAAAGCCAUACAACCAAGACACGUAGCCAAUCUCUGAAAUUAUCAGAUGUUCGGCCACGUUAUUUGGAACCCAAAAAAGUACAUGCCACCACCAGCCAAGCCUUGGGCAAUGGUCCUGUACGUAGUUCCACCAGCUCCAGCAUACCCGGCAAUUUGGCCAAAAAACAAAACUACCAACAUUCAUCCAGCGAAAGUUCACGCCAUUCCAGUCCAGCGGCACGUAAACAUCUCAACGGCAAAGUGAAUGCGGCCAAUAUCAAAUCAAACAACAACAUGUCCUUGGAUAGUUUAACAUCAGCACGGGCGGCAAACAGAGCCGCCGCUGCUGCCAACAAAACUAAUAAGUCUUCCGAUAACGAGCGACUAUCCGAUCUGUGUGUUGACUCCCUGAACGAAAGCAUGAAGAGUUCUGUGAUCACCAAUAAAUCCGCCUCCAGAGAGUCCCUACUUUCGAAUAGACUAGGCAGGCCCACAAAAUUGAAAAGUGAUUCUUGCAAUAGCCAAAAGACCCGGGCAAAUGGCACGGUAAAACCUGUCAGGCCAACCAGCUUGGGACCACGUGCUCCCAAAUAUCUGCAACAGAAAAUCACCUCCACCGGUUCGAGUCCCUCAUCCGUUACCACAACAAAAUCAGCAACCAGCCGUCUUUCCUCAGUCUCAUCGACACAGUCAUCGCGUGAUUUCUACAAACGUUCAAUUUCAGUGCCAGGCCAAAGUGGCGGUGCUGCUGAUAGUACACAAAAUCAUCAGCCUCAAACCAAACACAGCUUCCUCUCAGCCAAAUCACGAGAAAUACUGGCAAGGCGAGCCGAAAAAGAAAAGAACAAACAGCAGCAAGAGGAAUUGCUCAAACAAUCGCAGAAAGAUCAUCGAUUACAAAGCAGCGACUCCAAAGUGGCGAAUAAUAAAAAUAAUCUCUCCGUGGCGGCUGGAGCUCCGGUUAUGCGUUCGGCCUCACAUUCCUCGGUAAUGACAACCCUACGCAACAAUGGCCCUCCAUCAAAUAUACCCACACGAAGACCGAAUUCAUUGCAAUUGAAAAAAUCCCACAAUGCAAAAACAAAUCAAAAUAACAGCAACAAUAAUUUCCGAAAUCACAAAGCCUCAACUGGUAGUGGUGGCGGUGAAAUUUAUCACACAGCCCAGGCGGUAAAACAAAAAAUUGAAUUGCUCAUCAAGACAUCAGCAGCAUCGACGGCAAACAACGAUGAUGACCAUCAGCCAUCGAUUGUGGUCGAAUCUAAAUUGGAACGUUCGAGUACAUUCUGUAAAGACUCAGCAGAUGUGGCCGAUAUAAAUGAAUUGCAAAUUAUCGAAUAA
Molecule: messenger RNA, 6978 nt
Organism: Musca vetustissima
Lineage: Eukaryota; Metazoa; Arthropoda; Insecta; Diptera; Muscidae
Product: serine-rich adhesin for platelets
Exons: 3
Coding region: 1-6978 (2325 amino acids)
Molecular function (GO): protein binding
Source: RefSeq, a predicted model, not a curated record